This is a messenger RNA of Manis javanica (Malayan pangolin), 3547 nucleotides long. RefSeq names its product alanyl aminopeptidase, membrane (gene ANPEP). Lineage: Eukaryota; Metazoa; Chordata; Mammalia; Pholidota; Manidae. Gene Ontology annotation, cellular component: plasma membrane; cytoplasm. Gene Ontology annotation, biological process: proteolysis; peptide catabolic process. Gene Ontology annotation, molecular function: peptide binding; zinc ion binding; metalloaminopeptidase activity. The record is from RefSeq and is a predicted model, not a curated record.
UUGUCCCUGCCCAGUCCAGUGACCUUCACCAUCUGAGCCCUGGUUAAUUUUUGCCCAGUCUGUGGGCUCUGGGGCUCCUCCCCAUCAGGGAUAUAAGCCUGGCGCGAGGCUGCCCUGUUCCUCGCCUGCCCUGAGCCUCCCCAAGCUCCCUGCCCUCCCCACCCUCACCAUGGCCAAGGGCUUCUACAUUUCCAAGGCCGUGGGCGUCCUGGCCAUCCUCCUGGGCUUGGCGGCUGUGAGCGUCAUCAUCGCUCUGUCUGUGGUGUACUCCCAGGAGAAGAACAAGAAUGACAAGAGCACCACGGCGGCCCCCACGGGCUCCACCACCAUGGCGGCCCCCACGGGUUCCACCACCACGGCGGCCAUCACCUUGGACCAAAGCAAGCCCUGGAAUCACUACCGCCUCCCCAAGACACUGAUUCCCGACUCCUACAAUGUGGUGCUGAGGCCCUACCUCACCCCCAACGACAAGGGCCUCUACAUCUUCAAGGGUAACAGCACUGUGCGCUUCACCUGUGUGGAAGCCACCGAUGUCAUCAUCAUCCACAGCAAGAAGCUCAACUACACCACCGUCGGGGGGCACAGGGUGGUCCUGAAGGCCGUGGGGAGCUCCCAGGUGGCCCCUGACAUCGACAGGACCGAGCUGGUGGAGAUCACUGAGUACCUGGUGGUGCACCUCCGGGGCCAGCUGGUGGCUGGCGGCGUGUACGAGCUGUUCAGUGAGUUUGAGGGGGAGCUGGCUGACGACCUGGCCGGCUUCUACCGCAGCGAGUACAUGGAGGGCAAUGUCAAAAAGGUGCUGGCCACGACACAGAUGCAGGCUCCAGACGCCCGCAAGUCCUUCCCGUGCUUUGACGAGCCAGCCAUGAAGGCCACAUUCAACAUCACCCUCAUCCACUGGAGCAACCUCACGGCUCUGUCCAACAUGCUGCCCAAAGGUCCCAGCGUCCCACUUAAGGAAGAGGCCACCUGGAGUGUCACUGAGUUCCACACCACGCCUAAAAUGUCCACGUACCUGCUGGCCUACAUUGUUAGUGAGUUCACGUAUGUGGAGAGGAUAGCGCCCAAUAACAUCCAGAUCCGGAUCUGGGCUCGGCCUGGUGCAAUCAAUGAGAGCCAUGGUGAUUAUGCCCUGAACGUGACGGGCCCCAUUCUAAGCUUCUUUGCCAGACAUUAUGAUACACCUUACCCACUCAACAAAUCUGACCAGAUUGCCUUGCCUGACUUCAAUGCUGGCGCCAUGGAGAACUGGGGACUGGUGACCUACCGGGAGAGUGCACUGCUGUUUGACCCGCUAUCCUCCUCCAGUGGCAACAAGGAGCGGGUGGUCACUGUGAUUGCUCAUGAGCUAGCCCACCAGUGGUUUGGGAACCUGGUGACCUUGGAGUGGUGGAACGACCUGUGGCUGAACGAGGGCUUUGCCUCCUACGUGGAGUACCUGGGUGCUGACUACGCAGAACCCAGCUGGAAUCUGAAAGAUCUGAUGGUGCUAAAUGACGUGUACCGAGUGAUGGCCGUGGACGCUCUGGCCUCCUCCCACCCGCUGUCCUCCCCCGCCUCGGAAGUCAACACGCCCGCCCAGAUCAGCGAGGUGUUCGACGCCAUCUCCUACAGCAAGGGGGCCUCUGUCCUCAGAAUGCUGUCCAGUUUCCUGACCGAGGACCUAUUCAAGAAGGGCGUGGCGUCCUACCUCCACAAGUUCGCCUACAAGAACACUGUCUACCUGGACCUUUGGGACCAUCUGCAGGAGGCUGUGGACAAUCAGUCGGCCAUCCAGCUACCUUUCCCUGUGCGCAAAAUCAUGGACCGCUGGAUCCUGCAGAUGGGCUUCCCUGUCAUCACCGUGGACACCAAGACAGGGGACAUUUCCCAGCAGCACUUCCUCCUUGACUCCGAGUCCACUGUCACCCGCCCAUCAGAGUUCAACUACCUGUGGAUUGUUCCCAUCUCCUCGCUCAGGAACGGCGCACAGCAGAGCGGCCACUGGCUGCAGGGCGAAGCCCGCGACCAGAGUGAGCUGUUCAAGACCACAGCCGACGAGUGGGUUCUGCUGAACCUCAACGUGACGGGCUACUUCCAGGUGAACUAUGAUGAAAACAACUGGAGGAAGAUUCAGACUCAGCUGCAGACAAACCUGUCGGUCAUCCCUGUCAUCAAUCGGGCUCAGGUCAUCCAUGAUGCCUUUGACCUGGCCAGUGCCCAAAUUGUCUCUGUCACCCUGGCACUAAACAACACCCUCUUCCUGAUCAAAGAGACGGAGUACAUGCCCUGGCAGGCUGCCCUGAGCAGCCUGAGCUACUUCAAGCUCAUGUUUGACCGCUCGGAAGUCUACGGCCCUAUGAAGGAGUACCUGAAGAAGCAGGUCACACCCCUCUUCUUUCAUUUCCAAAAUAUCACCAAAAACUGGACUCAGCACCCAGAAAACCUGAUGGACCAGUACAAUGAGAUCAACGCCAUCAGCACCGCCUGCUCCAAUGGAGUUCCCGAGUGUAAGGAGCUGGUCUCAGCCCUUUUCGCCCAGUGGAUGAAGGACCCCAGUAAUAACCCGAUCAACCCCAACCUGCGCUCCACCAUCUACUGCAACGCCAUCGCCCAGGGCGGCGAGAAGGAAUGGGACUUCGCCUGGAAGCAGUUCCGAAAUGCCACACUGGUAAAUGAGGCCGACAAACUCCGCUCAGCCCUGGCCUGCACCAACCAGCUCUGGAUCCUGAACAGGUACCUGAGUUACACCCUGAACCCCGACCUCAUCCGGAAGCAGGAUGCCACCUCCACCAUUAGCAGCAUCGCCAGCAAUGUCAUUGGGCAAAGUCUGGUCUGGGACUUUGUCCAGAGCAACUGGAAGAAGCUCUUUCAGGAUUACGGAGGUGGCUCCUUCUCCUUCUCCAACCUCAUCCAGGCAGUGACCCAACGUUUCUCCACCGAGUACGAGCUGCAGCAGCUGGAGCAGUUCAAGAAGACCAACAUGGACACCGGCUUUGGCUCGGGCACCCGGGCUCUGGAGCAAGCCCUGGAGAAGACCAAAGCCAACAUCAAGUGGGUGAAGCGAAACAAGGAUGUGGUGUUCGCAUGGUUCACAGAAAACAGCAAAUAGUCCCUGGCCUUUACAGUCACCUGCCCCCAUGUGAGAUGCCCAUGUGCCUCUGUCCCCAGGGCCCACGGCAGGGUCCCCAUUCCCAGAGUCUGAGACACCAGCAUCCUCCCCUCAGGGACACCGUCUCUGGCCCACAUUCUUUCCACUCUGCCUAUGUGGCCAAGCCAGUUCCAGAUGGCCAGACUGUCCAAGUACCUCCAGCGCCUGUUCCUCAUACCAACCCCAUCCCAGGCCUGGCAUGGCACCUGUCACCCAGCGCCCUGGGGCUGUUCUCAGGGAAGCCCAGCUGCAGGGCCAGAUGAACAGAAGCCCUUGAUGUGUGAUGGAUGGCCUUGGGGGGCUGCCCUGUGCCCUCUCUCGCCCUCCUGUAAAGACCCUGAACCUGAGAAAUCAACAGGGUACCAGAUCUGUAUAUUUUUUUCUAAGAGAAAAUGUAAAUACAGGAUUUCUAGAUGA